Messenger RNA from Trichechus manatus latirostris (Florida manatee), 2143 nucleotides. It is a transcript of the gene ALDH1A1, whose product is annotated as aldehyde dehydrogenase 1 family member A1. The transcript has 13 exons. Bases 100 to 1602 code for a protein of 500 amino acids. NCBI's taxonomy places the organism in Eukaryota, Metazoa, Chordata, Mammalia, Sirenia, Trichechidae. Gene Ontology annotation, molecular function: benzaldehyde dehydrogenase (NAD+) activity. The record is from RefSeq and is a predicted model, not a curated record.
ACCUUAGCCCAUUCAGAUAAAAAGGAACAAAUAAAGCCAAGUGCUCGAUCAGAACAAAUUGCUGAGCCUGUCACCUGUAUUCCAGGAACCGGAUCAGAAAUGUCCUCAGCCAUGCCCGACUUACCUGUUCCACUCGCCAAUUUGAAGAUUCAAUACACUAAGAUCUUCAUAAACAAUGAAUGGCAUGAUUCAGUGAGUGGCAAGAAAUUUCCUGUCUUCAAUCCAGCAACCGAGGAAAAACUCUGUGAGGUAGAAGAAGGAGAUAAGGCAGAUGUUGACAAAGCAGUGAAGGCUGCAAGACAAGCUUUUCAGAUUGGUUCUCCAUGGCGUACUAUGGAUGCUUCCGAAAGGGGACGACUCUUAUACAAGUUGGCUGAUUUAAUUGAAAGGGAUCACCUGCUGCUCGCAACACUGGAGUCAAUCAAUGGCGGAAAACUAUUUGCCAAUUCUUAUCUGAUGGAUUUAGGAGGCUGCAUAAAAACACUACGCUACUGUGCAGGCUGGGCUGACAAGAUCCAGGGCCGAACAAUACCAGCUGAUGGAAACUAUUUUACUUAUACAAAACAUGAGCCUGUUGGUGUAUGUGGCCAGAUCAUUCCUUGGAAUUUCCCAUUGGUUAUGCUCAUUUGGAAGAUAGGGCCUGCCCUUAGCUGUGGAAACACAGUGAUUGUCAAACCAGCAGAGCAAACUCCUCUCACAGCUCUUCAUGUGGCAUCUUUAAUAAAAGAGGCAGGGUUUCCUCCAGGAGUGGUGAAUAUUGUGCCUGGUUAUGGGCCCACUGCAGGAGCAGCCAUUUCUUCCCACAUGGACAUCGACAAAGUGGCGUUCACAGGAUCAACAGAGGUUGGCCAAAUGAUCAAAGAAGCUGCCGGGAAAAGCAAUCUGAAGAGGGUGACCCUGGAGCUGGGUGGAAAGAGUCCGUGCAUUGUGUUUGCCGAUGCUGACUUGGACAAUGCAGUGGAAUUUGCACACCAGGGAGUAUUCUACCACCAGGGCCAAUGUUGUAUAGCUGCAUCCAGACUUUUUGUGGAAGAAUCAAUUCACGACGAGUUUCUUCGAAGGAGUAUUGAGCGGGCUAAGAAGUAUGUUCUUGGAAACCCUCUGACCCCAGGAGUAAAUCAAGGCCCUCAGAUUGACAAGGAGCAAUAUGAUAAAAUACUUGACCUCAUCGAGAGUGGGAAGAAAGAAGGGGCCAAACUGGAAUGUGGAGGAGGCCCGUGGGGGAAUAAAGGCUACUUUAUCCAGCCCACAGUUUUCUCGAAUGUUACAGAUGAGAUGCGCAUUGCCAAAGAAGAGAUAUUUGGACCAGUUCAGCAAAUCAUGAAGUUUAAAUCUUUAGAUGAUGUGAUCAAGAGAGCAAACAACACACACUAUGGCUUAUCUGCAGGAAUCUUUACCAAGGACCUUGAUAAAGCUAUAACCGUCUCCUCUGCACUGCAGGCUGGGACAGUGUGGGUGAAUUGCUAUAGUGUGGUGUCUGCCCACUGCCCCUUUGGGGGAUUCAAGAUGUCUGGAAAUGGACGAGAACUGGGAGAAUAUGGCUUUCAUGAAUAUACAGAAGUCAAGACCGUCACGAUGAAAAUUUCUCAGAAAAAUUCAUAAAGAAACCAAAGAGAGCAGAGAGAAGAAACUUCAAUUGCGAAGCAUCUCCUAUAGUCGCUAAUAUAGUGGAUUUUACAUCCAAAGCUGUUCUUUGCUUGAUUUUUUUAAAAUAAGCAAAUCAUGUUAGCAUUAAUACCACACAUAGAAAACUUGACAUCUAGCUUAUUCUAGAAGAAGCAUUUGCUUUCUAAUAUGUGACCCUAAUUCCUAUCCUAAAUAAAUAGGACGGAUUUGGAUGAAAGAUCUCUCUAGCUCUGUAAUAGUUAUAAUAGCUCUUUUCUUUGUAGCUACUUGUCCAGGAUAAUCAUUUUAUAGAGGAGGACCAAUUGCCAUUUAGCAACUUUUCCUUGACAAUCCCUUGAAGUGCUUAACAUACAUGUUAACUGCCCAGUAGGGGUGCUCUGUCCUCAGUAGUUGUGAAAUCAUUGGUGUCUCUUGAAAUGUUUCCUAGAAUGUGGUGUCUGUCUGUCAAAAAGAGUAAAGCCUGAAAUACUUGGCUGUAAUCUGAAUAUAAACCUCAAUAAAAACAACCUUGCAUGAU